This is a messenger RNA of Strongylocentrotus purpuratus (purple sea urchin), 8210 nucleotides long. Its product is annotated as breast cancer anti-estrogen resistance protein 3. The transcript is spliced from 9 exons. Gene Ontology annotation, biological process: small GTPase-mediated signal transduction; positive regulation of peptidyl-serine phosphorylation. Lineage: Eukaryota; Metazoa; Echinodermata; Echinoidea; Camarodonta; Strongylocentrotidae. The record is from RefSeq and is a predicted model, not a curated record. The coding region runs from base 1322 to 4318 and encodes 998 amino acids. Gene Ontology annotation, molecular function: guanyl-nucleotide exchange factor activity; phosphotyrosine residue binding.
ACUUAUGAAUAUUCAUAGCAAGAAACCCUCCAAUGAGUGUUUUGCUGUCACUCUUUGUUGUACAGGCCAGGAGCAAGUUCCUUGUUUACAUUCAUACCUUAUACAUAUUCAUGAAUGGGAUUAUAAUGAGAGCCCCUAAGGGGGAGAUAAGCAUUCAGUUUUAUACUAGGUGUUUAUAUCGCUGUGAAAUAGGCUUACUCUGGUAGUCUGGUACUCUAAAAAUGCAAACAACAAAACCUCUAAGGUAAAUAAUUUAGCUGUAACCAUCCUGGUCGAUAGAGAUUUCACCCAUCUCCCUAUAAAACAUACAUGCUAGAAGCUCAACUUCAAACGACACAGACAGGUGUAAUAAGUUAUCCAUGGUGGGCUAAACGGGGUCUGCCAAAACCGUUGGGAAGAGCACGCUCCAACCCAUUUAACCCUGGCUGUGAACUUGAACCAGAGCUUAGAACAUUCGCGACACACCGACGACUAUGACGACUCACCCAUCGUGAAGAGUUGCACGGCUGACUCUCUCCCUGGCACACUGGCACACUGGCACACAGCACUGAUUGCAGUCAGUCGUCUGUUCCCGGACUUUAACCGGCACUUUUGUUGUCAUCUUUGUGACACUGAUGGGGAUCUGUUUAUGAGCGUGUCAGUAUACUAUUUGGUACCCAUUGAGGAAGUAUCAGGCUUAUGUUGCUCCGUCUCUCUCUCUCCCUCUUUGUGUUUAUCUCGCUCUUAGGAGGCUUCCCUUACAUCCAGUUUUCAUUAUGAUUAAUCAUCAACAAUUAGCUAGAAUGACCUCUUGAUUUGGAGUACUCAAGGACCAGACUUUUUAAAGCAACUCCAAGCUUCUUAGUCGUCGACAACACAAUUUAGCAGCCAUUAUGAGAUUUUAAUUUUGACAAAUUACCUUGGUUCUUGCUGCAUUUUGCUAAUGAUUUGCGACUCAUCUUGCCUUGUUAGUUGUCAAUGGAUUUCUUACAAUUGAUGAUUGUGUGCAGUGACAUCUAGCCUUUUACAUCAUCUUGGAAUUUAUACCUUGGAAAAAAGUUGAAAAACGAGUCAAGGAUCUUUCUUCACAGAGCAUCCCCAAAUUUGACGCAAAUAGCAGAAUCUGUUUCGAAGUGAGCUAUCUUUUCCCUCCGAGGGUGCAUCCCCUAAAAUCGACGGGAACAGCAGACACUGUCAAAUUGAGCCAUUUUUUUCUCUCUCUUGGCUGAUUUUCCUAAAGUGUCAUGAGAAAGGUAGCCUGAUUUGAGGCAAUUUGCUCGAUUGAAAUUGGAUAGGACCCAUCCAAUCGUUUACCGAGAAUUGAUCUCCAUCGAUCAUCGUCAUGUACGCCAACGGUACUAUGACACUGGGGAGGGUGAGAGCUAGGCCCAUGCACACCCAGACACAGUACAGCACCUAUAUACCGUCCAAUCCUCCGCCGCAACCAGUAUAUGGGAGUCCUACAAGGAUGGCUUUUCAUCUUGAGAUAGAUGUGUGGCUUCAGACUCUAGAGCUAGAGGAAUAUAUCUCUCUCUUUCAAUCGUACCACAACGUCAAGGAACUGCUGCAUUGGACCGAGAAGAAUCUUCUAGACCUCGGGAUCCGUAAUGCUGCUCACCGAGCGAGACUGGUGUCCAACCUUGUCUACAUUAGAGAGAAACUCAAACGGACAAGUAUAGCUGGUACUGGACUACCACCUCUUGCCUCCACCCCGCCCAGGUCACCCAGGAUCGUCGGCACACCCAACCAAACACCAGGAUCACCGUCCAGACCACACUUUAGAUACAGUUCAAUACCAGAAGAUCAUUUCAGUAAGCCACCUCCGUCCCCAAUCAGGACCAAGAUGAGUCUCCAAGACAUGACUCCGGAGGACCUCCGCAAGCUGCUCGAGGAGGAGUUCAAGCUUCCAAGUGAAGAUGUUAGGAGCCACGCCUGGUUCCACGGAGGAAUCAGCCGUGAGAAAGCCGAGAAACUGAUACGAGAGAACGGUGAUUUCCUUGUGCGGGACUCCAUCUCUAAACCUGGGAACUUUGUACUGACAGUGCGAUGGAAGGGAGUGUCAAUGCAUUUUGUUGUGAAUAAAGUGGUGCUGAAGGCACAUUCACCAUACGCUAGCGUCCAGUACCAGUUUGAAAAGGAGUGCUUUGAUGCGAUCCCUUCUCUUAUUAAGUUCUAUGUCGGGAACUGCAGACCAGUGUCGCAGGCGUCUGGAGCGGUGAUCCAGCACCCGGUCAACAGAACUCUACCGCUGAGCUACACCGACAAUAAAUAUGCUGCAACCAACAAGUCCCAUUCGGGUGGAUACAUCUACGGGCAACUGCAGAAGAAGGUCGUGACCCCUCGCAGGGCGUCGAAUGGAGGUGAGGGGUUGCGUCAGAGAUCGGGAAGCAACCCCACACCGUUUCAUCUCAAUGGUGGGGUGGAGAAACAGGUUGUGAACCGCGCUGAUAGUCAUCCGUUGCUAGGGAGGAUCUCACCUUUAUCAUUGUCAUCCUCCCCUACCCCGUCUCCAUUGUCAAGGGAACAGAGAGGUUAUACCAGGACAGGGAGUGAACCCAUUUUGAGUCCAAGCAUGGAAUAUGCACAAGUAGGACCAAUUGAAAGUGACUAUGCAGAGACAAAACCUUGCUUGAACACCUCUGCUUCAGACGAUGAAGGGAGCAUAUCAAUGACAUCCAUUGACGGAUCCUCCACCACUGCAUCCCCAGCCAGAGUUCCUUCUGUCUCACCUACACCACAGAUACAAGUGACUCCAGACCCUAGUGAGCAGACACCUUUAGAAGGCGAUGCUGACACCAAGGACACAACUGAGUCAAAAGCAGAGUCAACGACAGAGUCAAUGACAGAGUCGACAACAGAGUCGACAACAGAGUCAACAACAGAGUCGACUUCACAGUCAACAGCAGAGUCAACAGCACUGUCACAGUCAACAGCAGAGUCAACAUCUCUGUCAACAGCAGAGUCAACCGCACCUGCACCAGCAAUGACCUCAACAACCGUAGAGACCAAAACUCCAUCUCCCCAGACCACCUCUUCUCUCGUCCAACCAAUCAUAAGAGAACACAUUUAUAGUGAGAUUGACCUUCCAGUAGAUCCUGUGGAUCCCAAAGACACUAUCCGGUACACCAUGCUGCAUGAUGAUGAUUCCAAUCCCAUCAUCCCACCGAUCAUCCAGGAGCCGCCUCAAGAAUCAUCCCCAGUGCAGAUCGAAGAACAGAAUCUUGACGUGAAGCCGCGAAAGCGGGUCAACUCUGGUACUCGAUUCUCGGUCCUGGAUAGCGACUACUCGCGGGUCGCGCAGCGGUCAUCGCCGAACCACCUUGAGAAGAAACCGCAAACCUUGCAAACUAACCUUCCUCUCCGUGAAACGGAGUCCGUCUUCUAUCCUCAAGACUUUGUGUCAUCGCUCCUACAACCAGAGAACAAACCUUUAGAUAAAACCUCUAUGGAUACCAUCAGGCAGAUGCUGUUUGAUGCAAACCCCUUAGCCCUUGCCAGACAUCUCACACUUGUCGAUACAGAGGUAUGUAGAAUAGGGCAUGGAUGCAACAACAACUCAAUGCCUGGCUUGGAGCUGCUCUGCCUCCCUCAUGGUGGACAGUUUAGACUAGACAUCAUGGAAAGGCACAAUUCACUCAAGAUGUUUUGCAUGGCGACCCUGUUGACCUGUGAUGACCUAGAGGUCAGAGUUCAAGUGCUGCAUCAGUGGAUUCAGCUGGCGGAGACAUUGCGUGGUUCCCUGGGUAACCUCUUCAGUUUCUCUACCAUCAUGGAUGCUCUCGCAACCAAACAGGUUGCCUAUCUGAGAAGCACAUGGGACCAGCUGAGAUCACGUUUCACCAACACCGCCGUCAACUACGACACCAAGCUACGCUCCCUGCUCAAGUCCAUCAAUGCUGGUGAGAACGUGGUCCCGCUCACCAAGACCAGCCUUCCGCACAUCCUACCCAUCAUCCAGCUCCUAGAGCGUGACUGGUCCGCAGCCCUGGACCGAGACUGGUCCCAGACGGUACCCAAGGAGGUGUUGCUCACCGUUCCGAACGGCGAGACUUGGGAGGAAACUGCACCGUCCUAUGGCUUGGACAUUAUGCUUGGCCAUCUGCAGAAUGCUCACAUGUUGGCGCAACAGACCAAUCUCUACCGUAUCAACGCCCAUGCCAAGCUUGCCAAGCAUCCACCAGAAGAAGACCUCCUUGAUGCGUUCAAGACGGAGCUCCAUCUGAGGCUCCUGUGGGGGAGUAAGGCCACGACGGACAAUGCCACAGAACGAUACAGACUCCUAGAGCAAGUACUCAGUAUCAUGGCUCAGAAAAUUGAAUUCAGUGGCAACAGCGUAUGACACAGGAGAUGCUAGCUAUUGUUAUAACUGUACAAAACAUUAUAAUAGAGCCCUGGCUUUGGUAAUGGCUACCACUAUAGCUAAAGAUAUUCUCUACAUGGUUAUGCAAGCUCCAGGAAUGCAUUUUAAACAAGACGGAAACUUGGCAACCCUGCAGUCCUGAUAGGACCAAAGCUUAGGAAAUAUUGACGGUAUUAUGGUGAUAUAGGUUAUAAGAGGAAAGUAUGGCCAAGACCUGUUUAGCAAGAGUCUUAUGAGAUAAAUCUGAUUGUUCAUGUCAGAGUACUCGUCCAAUACGGUAAAACUAAAUACAUUGUGACAGGAUGAUGUUAACAGUUUUUGAGUUUAGCUCUACUAAUCGGAACUUUACGGUCCCCUUGUAUGAAACACUGUUACAGAUACGACUCAUUACGCAAUGAGAAAUUUCAAUCUUUAUGAUCUCUUUCGAUUUUUGCAGUGAUCAUUUUAUAGUCCCAAAGCAUCGUCUUCCUUCCCAGAAUAAUAGGACCUAUUUUGAUGACUGAUAGGAAACCCCCAUUUGAAUAUCUUAAAGUUGCUCAAGCGUGGGUAUAUAGAGGGCAGCACACGUACGCACGCACAGGAGCGUAAUACCCAUUGGCUCAGUGUUAUGUAGUGAUCGGGAGUGAUCGCCAAGUUGCCUACUUCACGAACGAGUAUAUACCCACGCUUGAGCAACUUUAAGAUGUACAAGCUCCAUGAAUACUGGGUAAGCAGAAUUCAGAUCGAAGGAAGCGCUGAAUUUCUAUUUUAGUUCAUCAUUUCUAUCAUUGCAAGAAAAUAUACUAAUUUUAGUUUUUCUUUAAUUUUCUUUAAGUAUGAGGGCCCAGAAGUGUCUUAUGGUAAUAUGUAGAAAGAAGAACACAGUCUUAAAGAGAAGAGCAAUAAAUAAACUCUGAUUGUUAUGAAAAGAAUUGUUUAAAAGUGCAGUGCUGAAGUUUUCAUCAUGCAGAACAAAUGUUGCAUAUAAAUUUAAACAAAAAUCUCUUUUAUUUGUAUUCAUUUUAAAGAGAAAGAGAGCUCAUAUAUAUAUAUAUUAUUUACAGCUCUUUGUACAAACAAGAAAGAAUUGAAGUGUAUAGAGAGUUCUUUAUAUUCAGGCAAUGUUCUGUUACAAGCCUCUGUUGCAAAAACUGUAAGAUACUGUACAGAUAUACAUUAUGCAGAUUAGAAAAUAUAUUCAAUAGAUUUCUCAUAAAAGCAUGCGCUGUAUGUGGUGUUUUAUAUGUUCUACUUAUGUUGCUUUAUGUAUUUUUAAAUUGUGAUACUGAUGUGCAGAGUUUGAACCAAUGACUGAUUAGUGAUUAUUUAUUCUUCCCUCCCUGUAAUUUCUUUCACUCAGAGUUGCAAUGUUCUACAAUGUUGCACUGUUAUUACAAGACUUAAUUUUCACUAGGCUUUUCACACUUGUUAUAUUAAGGUCACUCCGGUAACCAAUUUCUUUGUUAACUUCCCUUUGAAACCAUCUCGAUUUCAGUCAGCGCCCGCUCGCUGCACUAGUGAGCAUGAUGACAUCAUGUGAUGUUAUAUGUCAUGCAUGUGCAUACUCCACACCAGUACAGCUAGUUAGAUACGUAAUGUCGCUAUAGAGAACGGCGUUCUAGAUUGAGGUGAACGUCAAAACCAAGGUGAAAGCGACCUUAAUUCUGGUAAUGCACAAGUUAGACAAUGUGGUGCAUGCGCUGAUGAUCAGAAUGACGUCAUCAUGUCACAGUUCACUUUGUCGAGGUGACAGUCGAAAAGCCCUUGUUGUUUAAUAUAUUUGUUGUUUAUUUGUUCUUUCAUUUGUUCUUACAGCUAGCAAGCUGUCCAAUAAUUUUUUUAAAUUUGUUUCCAUAAAAGCGUUUGCUAGUUUGCUGACACAUUGUGUUGGCGUAAGGAAAUAUUUGCACUAUGCUGCUCACUGCACUUUUCAUCUUGCAUUUGAACUGUAUCACAAAUGAUAUACAGUAUGUUCUUUUGUGAUGUCAUCAUGUGUUGUAUGCUUUUUCACUUUUAUCUUGCCAGAAUUUUUUAAAGCUUUUAUGCUUGUCAAGCAAUGGUGCUUAUUUUUUUUUAAGAUGUGAAGAUUUUUGUUAUCGGUUUCUGGUACAUAUAUAUAUAUCCUAAAGUAUGACAGAUUUUUUUUUUUUUUUUUUUUUUUUUUUCGUUUCUAUUCUAGAAAGUGUUGAAAUGAAUGUGGAGAACACAUAUUUGUUAAGUUUGUCUUAAUAGAGUGUUCACUCUCUGAAUUAUCAUCUGAAAAAUCAGAUUUUUUUUUCUUCACUGGCCUAAAAAAAUUUAGUGCAUUUUUCAUGUUUUCCUUUCUCAUCAUGUUGUUGAGGUUUUAAAGACAUAAUGACAAUUUUUUAAAGAGUUUAGUUAUACCUUUUAAAAUGAUUAUCUUUCAUGUAAUUCAAAAGUACAAUUCUGCCUGCCUUUAAUUCAUUUCACAUUAUGAAAUUUUAGGUCAGAUUAUGUUGAAUCAUUUUCUGUUAAUCCUUCCUUUUUUCUAGGAAUUGUUGUUGAAAUUUAAUAUUUUGCAUCUAGACACACCAAUAAGGAGAGUUACUAUACUACAAGUAUUUUCCUCUUUAACCCUUCAUGUAUAUGUGUCAUGAAAAUAUGAUGUCAUGUUGUAUAUUGCUAUUUGUAUCAUUGAUGUUGCAUUGGCUUUAAUAACAACAGCAGCAGCAGCAGCAACCACAAAAACAAAAUGUGACAGAUCACACUGGGCAUGCAGCGUAACACUCUCUUUGUGAUAUGACAGUUUCUUUUAAAUAUUUAAUACCCUGCGCUGGCUUGUUUUGGUUAUCUUUAAUAUAUCCGAUUGCGACUCUAUUUUGCUACAUAUAAGCAUAUAUUUGACAACCUUGAAACCUCAAGAGAGAACAAAACUAACAUUUCUGACAAUUUGUAUAUUUCUUUAUCCAUUGAAAUGUAUAACAAAUAUUACUAAGCUUUCUAUUCUUAAAAAUAGCUUUGAUUUUGCUUGAAUUAAGUUUUAUUUUCUUGUAGCUUAAAUAUGGGUAUUGGUUUUAACUAAAAUAGAUAUAUACGUGUUUGAAAUAAUGACUUUAAUAAUAGUCCAUUGAUACAAUUUGACUUUUCUUUUUAAUUCAUGGUUAAGUUUGCACUAAUUUUAUGAACAUUUCUUUUAUUAGGGUGUAAAAUUGUGAGCAUGUUUUAUCAUGGGAAACUUCCAUGUCAAUUAAAAAGGUUAUUUAAAAAAUAUUAUAUUUUCAAUGAUGGCAAAAAGUUUAAAGGGAGAUAUCAUGUGUUGAAUCCAGCAUUAUAAUCAAGAUCGGAGAUAGAUGAGUCUCCAUGUGCAAUACAAAAAAUGACCAGAUGUUAUGUAAUCCUUUCCACAAAACUUUGUAGGCCGAGCUGUAUUUUAUAAAAUAACCAUUGUGUAUCUGACAGAAGGGUACUAACUGAUGCUUGGUCAGUGGAUGUAUAUUUGAAUAAAAACACAUUAUAUAGAGUUUCGACCUUGCUUAUAGGGACCACACCUAGAUAUGCAUGGUUUGUGCAUCUUCUGGCUUUCCAGCUAUUUACUAUAUGAUUUUGUUAUACUUUUGUUACAGAACUAUAUAAAAGUAAGGAAAAAUAAUCAAUGUAUGUGUCUAUGCCCUGCUGCUCAUCACACAACAAAUAUAUCAUGUUGGAUAUUUUUGUGUUCUGAUGUUUCUUCUUCUAGACGUGGUCAACAAGUUGUGUUUUGCCUUAUGAGUGAUAUAUCCAUAUACAGUCAUGUAUUUACUAAAAGACUGCACUAUUCAAGGUUUUUUAUAUUGAAUAUUUCUUGUGAUUGUAUUUUCUUCUUGAUAUAUACAUGUAUAUGAAGCCACCAUGAUUUUAUUUAUUUUCCAAUAAAAGGAAAAGAUAAACAGUA